Coprinopsis cinerea okayama7#130 is the source of this 720-nucleotide messenger RNA. RefSeq names its product riboflavin-specific deaminase. The transcript is spliced from 2 exons. Bases 1 to 720 code for a protein of 239 amino acids. Gene Ontology annotation, biological process: riboflavin biosynthetic process. Lineage: Eukaryota; Fungi; Basidiomycota; Agaricomycetes; Agaricales; Psathyrellaceae. Gene Ontology annotation, molecular function: 5-amino-6-(5-phosphoribosylamino)uracil reductase activity. The record is from RefSeq and is a predicted model, not a curated record.
AUGGACUUCCUCCACCUUUCUCGAUCGUCCGACAAACUAGAUCUCACCCUGACAUUCGCCCAGUCGCUCGAUGCGAAGAUUGCUGGACAGAAUGGCAGCCAGAUUGCUCUGUCGUGCUCAGAAUCCAUGCAGAUGACACACCGUCUCAGAUCCCUCCACGAUGCAAUCUUGGUGGGCGCUAACACCGCUAUAAAUGACAAUCCUCAGCUCAAUACCCGUCUGCUGCCUGUCGAGGAUCAGAAAAAUCCCCGUCCUAUCAUCCUCGACACAAAUUUGCGUCUCGGUCCAAACUGCAAGCUGCUCCAAAACUAUGCUUCCGGAAGAGGCGUGCAACCGUGGCUCCUGACCCCAGGUUCAGACGAUCCAGACUGGCUGAAACGGAAAUCCCUAUUGGAGGAUGCCGGGGCACGAAUCGUAAUCUAUGCGCCAUCAGGAGGUCCCCGCGCCGACGACGUACCCUCCAUUCUCGCCUCGCUCUCGACCAAUGGCAUUAGAUCCCUGAUGGUAGAAGGAGGGGCCGCAGUCAUCCAGUCCUUUGUCACCGCACAUCUCAAAUACGGGCGUAUCAUCGACCGCGUCAUCAUCACCGUAGCACCUGUCUUCGUCGGAGAAGGUGUAACUUAUACUUUCCCUGUCUCGAACGAGGGUCCACCUUUCGUCCACAAGCAGACCUUCUUAGCGGGAACGGACGCUGUUAUGGUACUUGAUUGUAAUCCAUAA